Molecule: messenger RNA, 411 nt
Organism: Eruca vesicaria subsp. sativa (arugula)
Lineage: Eukaryota; Viridiplantae; Streptophyta; Magnoliopsida; Brassicales; Brassicaceae
Source: the annotation of a GenBank genome assembly
AUGCUUAAGAAGGAAGAAUACAUCGAGUUUACAUUCGAAGGAAAGAAAAGAGUGAGGCUUUACAUUGUGGUUGGGGUGAGAGAUGAUACAGCUUUUGCACCGCAAACGAAGAAGGAGAUCAGUCAAAUCGCAUGGCAUCGGCUUGAUGGGCUUGAACGUGGAUUCGCUGGCCUCAAGUUGUUUAUGGUUACGCCUUUUCUCGCAUCCUUGAAGUCGUGGAUAUCGAAGCAUCUGACUCCUGUAUCGCUGAGCAUUAACAAGCCCCUUAAACCACCACUCUGCGUGUGGAGUGCAGUAACAACGACAAUAACAACAACAACGGAAAGAAGAUACAAUGUAAAAGCUUGGAAACCGUCUCUAAUUAAGGUCAACAAGUCAGCGAUUUUGCCGGCCUUGGGAAUUUGUACUUGA